Molecule: messenger RNA, 186 nt
Organism: Cinclus cinclus
Lineage: Eukaryota; Metazoa; Chordata; Aves; Passeriformes; Cinclidae
Gene: SMIM30
Product: small integral membrane protein 30
Exons: 1
Coding region: 1-186 (61 amino acids)
Source: RefSeq, a predicted model, not a curated record
AUGCCUUCAACUGAGAACACCUCAAAACUUUUCCUGGUCCUCGUGUCACUUCUGCUGGUGCUGCCAGCAGUUGAAGCCCUAGAUGCAGGAGACACCAUUGCCUUCCUCCUAGGCCUCGCUGUCAGUGUUGUCGGAUUCUGCGCCUGCCUCGGCUUGUAUGCAAGGAGAAGGAAUGGGCAGCAGUGA